This is a messenger RNA of Choloepus didactylus (southern two-toed sloth), 3904 nucleotides long. RefSeq names its product CCAAT enhancer binding protein zeta (gene CEBPZ). Bases 9 to 3188 code for a protein of 1059 amino acids. The transcript is spliced from 16 exons. The record is from RefSeq and is a predicted model, not a curated record. Gene Ontology annotation, cellular component: nucleus. Lineage: Eukaryota; Metazoa; Chordata; Mammalia; Pilosa; Megalonychidae.
UCCAAAACAUGGCGGCAGCCAAGAGCUCUUUGGAAUUUCAUGCCAAGCGGCCCUGGCACUCAGAAGAGGUGGUAGAAGAUCCGGACGAGGACGACGAGGAUGAUCGCUGUGAAGCCGACAACGGGUUCUCCCUGGAUGAAGUGUUACGUCUUGGAGGCACCAAGCAAGAUUACCUUAUGCUAGCUACUUUGGAUGAAAAUGAGGAAGUGGUGGAUGGAGGCAAAAAAGGAGCAAUCGAUGACUUUCAACAAGGUGAAUUGGAAGCAUUUAUUAAAAGUCUUAGUUUGGCCAAGUAUGCUAAAGCGUUCUUAAUUGAAGAAGAUGAACCAGCAAAAAAAGAAAAUGCGAGCAAAGAAGUAGCAAAAGUAUCUAAAGUAGAUACUAAAAAGCAAAAUGCAACAGAAAGUGAAAAGACGUUAAACAGUAAGGUCAAAAAUAAGAAAAGGACAGAACAACUUUCUGAUGAGAACAACCAUACCAUAUCAAAGAAAGAGAAGCAAAAGGACAUGUAUGAAUUUUUUGAAAGACAAACAUUGUUAUUCAAACCUGGAGGCAAAUGGUUUGAUUUGGAGCAUAGCAAUGAAUAUUCUUUGGAACCCCAGCCUCAGGAUGUGGUAUCUAAGUAUAAAGCUUUGGCUCAGAGGUUGUAUGAGCAUGAAGUCAACUUAUUUAAAAGUAAGACAGAUAAUCAAAAGGGAGCCUCUUCUACCUGGAUGAAGACAAUUGUGUCAUCGGGGACACUGGGUGACAGGAUGGCAGCCAUGAUUCUUUUGAUUCAGGAUGAUGCUGUUCACACCCUCCAGUUUGUAGAAACUCUUGUGGGCCUUGUUAAAAAAAAGGGUAGCAAACAGCAGUGCCUCGUGGCUUUGGACACUUUCAAAGAGUUACUAAUUACAGACCUUCUGCCAGAUAGUCGAAAGCUACGGAUUUUCAGUCAACAUCCUUUCACCAAACUAGAACAGUUGUCCAGUGGCAACAAGGACUCAAGAGACAGAAGACUGAUACUAUGGUAUUUUGAACACCAGCUGAAGCUCUUAGUGGCUGAAUUUGUGCAAGUCUUAGAAACUUUGAGCCAUGAUUCAUUAGUGGCCACUAAGACUCGAGCCCUUACGGUGGCUCAUGAGCUUCUCUGUAACAAACCUGAGGAAGAAAAGGCUCUUCUGGUGCAGGUGGUGAAUAAACUGGGAGAUCCUCAGAACAGAAUAGCCACAAAAGCCUCCCACCUGUUAGAGACAUUGCUUUGUAAACAUCCCAACAUGAAAGGAGUUGUGUGUAGUGAAGUGGAAAGACUACUCUUUCGCUCAAAUAUAAGCCCCAAAGCUCAGUAUUACGCAAUUUGCUUUUUAAAUCAAAUGGUCCUCUCCCAUGAAGAGAGUAACUUGGCUAACAAAUUAAUAACUCUUUAUUUUUGUUUUUUUCGGACUUGUAUCAAGAAAAAAGAUAUUGAGUCAAAAAUGCUUAGUGCCCUUUUAACAGGAGUGAAUAGAGCAUACCCUUAUGCUCAGGCUGGUGAUGACAAAGUGAGAGAGCAGCUUGACACACUGUUUAAAGUGUUGCACGUUGUGAAUUUUAAUACUUGUGUGCAGGCCUUAAUGUUGCUUUUCCAAGUAAUGAAUUCUCAGCAGUCAAUAUCAGAUCGGUAUUAUGCAGCACUAUACAGGAAGAUGUUGGAUCCAGGGUUGAUAUCAUGUUCCAAGCAAGCCAUGUUUCUUAACCUUGUCUACAAGUCUCUGAAAGCUGACAUCGUGUUGCGCCGGGUGAAGGCUUUUGUGAAGCGGUUACUUCAAGUUACUUGUGAACAUAUGCCACCAUUCAUAUGUGGAGCUCUAUAUCUUGUGUCUGAGAUCAUUAAAGCAAAGCCGGGUUUAAGAAGUCAACUAGACAAUCACCUGGAGUCUGACGAUGAAGAAAAUUUUAUUGACAUAGGAGAUGAUGACAUAGAAAAGUUCACUGAUGCAGACAAAGAAAUGGAAACACACACAGUUAAAAAAGUUGAGACAGAAGAAACUAGGUCUGAAAGUCCUAUGAAAACCAAAAAGCUACAGCCUGCUUCCUGGGUGCACUUUGAUAAUUUGAAGGGUGGCAAACAGUUAAAUACAUAUGAUCCAUUCAGUAGAAACCCUUUGUUCUGUGGGGCUGAAAAUACAUGUCUUUGGGAACUCCAAAAGCUAUCUGAGCAUUUUCAUCCCUCUGUGGCCCUUUUUGCAAAGACUAUCCUUCAGGGAAAUUAUAUUCAGUAUUCAGGGGACCCACUACAGGAUUUCACGCUAAUGAGAUUCUUGGAUCGAUUUGUAUACAGAAAUCCAAAGCCACAUAAAGGCAAAGAAAACACAGACAGCGUUGUGAUGCAGCCAAAAAGGAAACAUUUUAUAAAGGAUGUUCGUAAUCUUGCUGUGAACAGUAAGGAGUUCGUUGCAAAAGAAGAAAGCCAAAUACCAGUGGAUGAAGUGUUUUUCCAUAGGUAUUAUAAAAAAAUUGCUGUUGUUAAAGAGAAACAAAUACGGCAUGCAGAUGAAGAAAGUAUAGAAGAUGUGGAUGAUGAAGAAUUUGAAAAAAUGAUUGACACAUUUGAAGAUGAUAAUUGCUUCAUCUCUGGAAAGGAUGAUCUUGAUUUUGCUGGCAACAUGAAAAAGAAAACAAAAGGAACUAAGGACAGUUCAGAAGAUGAAGAUUCAGAGCGUAGUGAUGAUGAUUUCAAUAACUUGGAUGAUGAUGAAGUUUCUUUAGGAAGUAUGAAUGAAGAAUUUGCUGAAAUUGAUGAAGAUGGAGGAACGUUCAUGGAUGUGUUAGAUGAUGAAAGUGAAGGCAUUCCAGAACUUGAUAAUGAAGUCAGCUCCAAACUCAGUACUAAGAGAAGCAAGAGAAAACAUGUAAAUGAUAUUGAUUUUGCUGGGUCAUUUCAAGGACCAAGGCAGAGAAAGAAAAGAAAUUUCAAUGACUCCAGCCUCUUUGUAUCUGCUGAAGAGUUUGGCCACCUAUUGGAUGAAAAUAUGGGGUCCAAAUUUGAUAACAUUGGUAUGAAUGCCAUGGCUAAUAAAGAUAAUGCAAGUUUCAAACAGCUCAGAUGGGAAGCUGAACGUGACGACUGGCUACACAACAGAGAUGUGAAAAGUAUCAUCAAGAAAAAGAAAAAUUUCAAAAAGAAGGGACUGAAACCCACUCAUAAAGCUAAAAGGCAAAGAAAAUGAGUGUUUUUAAAAUUAACUAUAAUCUAAAAUUCUACUUACUCCUAAUUUUUGCUGUUCAUCCACUUUUCUUGAUCUUGCUCUCUGAUUCCAUACAUUCCAGAAUGUUCAAGGGAUUUAUAAUAAACUAUAAAUAAAAUAUAGCUGUCAUUUAUAAAAUCAUGUGAAAAUGCUAUUAAAAUUUUUUGCUAUUGAGAAAAUCAAACUUUUUCCCAGAUUCCUACAUAGUAAAUAAAAAAGAUAUGAUACAUAUUUAAUGUGCAAGCACUAGUACCAUGCUACUAAUUAUUGUAACGAGCACUACUUUUUAAGCAGUGUCUUUGUACCAGAUAUUGAACUGAGUAAUUACAUAAUGUUACUUUGUUUAAUUAAUCCUUACAGCGGUAUUUUGAGGUGGGCAUUAUCUCAUUUGACAGAGAAAGAAACAGCUCCAAGAAGUUAGCAAAUCUAAGAUCAGUUUUUACUUUUUAAGCUGUGGUUUGAUUCCAUCACAACCCUAACUAUUCCAACGGGUAUGUUGUUAGCCACUGUAUAAGAAUUAAGAAUCCAGACCAUUAGAUAACUGCCUACAGAUGAAAAUUUUCUCCACUAUAUGGUCUCAGAAUCUAAAAUGAGAUGAAUUGUGUUGUUGGAAGUUGACAUUGGAAAACAACGGUCAUUUUAGCUCUUAAUUAGUUGAAGAUCUUAAAUUAUUCCUUAAUCUGUAAGAUACCUGAAAA